Molecule: messenger RNA, 621 nt
Organism: Entamoeba nuttalli P19
Lineage: Eukaryota; Evosea; Mastigamoebida; Endamoebidae
Exons: 1
Coding region: 1-621 (206 amino acids)
Source: RefSeq, a predicted model, not a curated record
AUGAAGGCAACACAAUACAUUGUAAUUCGUGCUUUAUUUCAUUUAUUAAUUGUUCCAUAUCUUCUUGCUAUAUUUGGUCAUCCUACAAAAGGAGAAAGAGGAGUUGAACCACAGUAUGAGCCAUUGUUGGAAUAUAUAUUAUUCGGAGUCACAAAUGUUAUUGUCCAACCUUUACUAACAUACGUUGUAUUAAAUAAAAUUAAACCAAACUCGUAUUCGCUGAUUGAACAAAUAUUAUCUGUUAUUAUUGGUGUUAUUGUAUCAAUGAUUUCAUUUUUUAUUUUUAAGCCAAAGCUUCUAAGUCAUACACUUCAAACAAUAAUGUGCUCUUUGGGGUUCGGUGUAUAUUCAAGCCCACUUAUACUUCUUGCUUAUAAACAAACUCUUAAACAAAAAGAAGAAUAUCAUUUCUUGUUUAUUCCUUCGAUGAUAGUGUUAUUAUCUAUCAUUAUUUCUGCAAUAUGUGGAUCAUUAGAUACGCCAUAUAACUGGAAGUAUUUCCCUACUCCAGCGUUUUAUGCAUAUGUUGCAAGUAAUUUUAUUGCUGAUGCAUAUUGCUUUGUCUAUCAAUAUUAUAAUGAAGUAGUAUCUGAACAGAGUGUUGAUAAAAAAACUAGAUAA